Triticum turgidum subsp. durum (durum wheat) is the source of this 300-nucleotide messenger RNA. NCBI's taxonomy places the organism in Eukaryota, Viridiplantae, Streptophyta, Magnoliopsida, Poales, Poaceae. The record is from the annotation of a GenBank genome assembly.
AUGGCCUCCCUGGCGGCGAGAUCCGGCCUCCGCUCCCUGGCGGCGCGCGCCAGGGCCCCGGCCCCGGCGCCGGCCGGACGCCGCAUGUCCUCCUCCGCCCACGACGACGCCUAUGAGACGGCCAAGUGGGAGAAGAUCACCAUCAUGGGGGCCGUCACCUGCACCCUCCUGGCGGCCUGGAACCUCUCCAAGGGCCACCCCCACUUCGACGAGCCGCCGGCCUACCCAUACCUGCACAUCCGCAACAAGGAGUUCCCCUGGGGACCCAAUGGCCUGUUUGAGGUCAAGCACGACCAUUGA